AUCGGCAGCGACACCGAUAUCGGCAGCGGUAUCGGUAUUGGCAGCUUCAGGGUGGAGCGGUCGGUGGAGCUCGCCCGUUCCCGCCGGGCCCGCGCGGCGAUGUGAGCCCCGGUGCCGGCCAUGGCCGAGCCCGCUGGAGGGGACGGGCUGCAUCCGCCGCCCGCGGGGCGCAGGAGGUGACGGACUCCCCAUGACAGCCCCCACCAGGUGCUCGCGGGACGCCGGCGAUCACUGCGUGCUGAGGCCGGCACAGAGACAUGAGUGGCAGCACGAGCCAGCGCGCCGCCGCCCUAGGGGUCCUCUUUGCCCUGAUCAUGUUGCUGAUCAUCUACAGCUCUGGCAACGGGAGCGAGGUCUUCCCCUACAGCCGCCUGCGGGGCAGAGCCCGCCGGCCCCCCGACCUCAAGAAGUGGGGGGUGAAAAGCGGGUACCUGCCUGUCUGUGGGAACAAGACCCUGACUGCCCGCUGCCACCAAUGCGUCAUUGUCACCAGCUCCAGCCACCUCCUGGGCACCCACCUGGGCACGGUCAUCGACGGGGCUGAGUGCACCAUCCGCAUGAAUGAUGCUCCCACCACGGGCUACAGUGCUGAUGUGGGCAACAAGACCAGCUUCCGCGUGGUGGCCCACUCCAGCCUCUACCGUGUCCUCAAGCGGCCCCAGGAGUUUGUCAACAAGACCCCAGAGACAGUUUUCAUCUUCUGGGGGCCGCCCACCAAGAUGCAGAAGAGCCUCCUGAAGAUCAUCCAGCGCGUCUGUGCCUCGUUCCCCAACAUGACAGCCUACGUUGUCUCCCCCGGCCGCAUGAAGCAGUUUGAUGACCUGUUUCGGGGAGAGACAGGCAAGGACAGGGAGAAGUCUCGCUCGUGGCUCAGCACUGGCUGGUUCACCAUGGUGAUCGCGGUGGAGCUGUGCGACGCCAUCCAAGUCUAUGGCAUGGUGCCACCCAGCUACUGCGGCCGCCACCCCCCACCCCGCCGCCUGCCCUACCACUACUAUGAGCCCAAGGGCCCCGACGAGUGCACAACCUACAUCCACAACGAGCGGAGCCGCAGGGGCAACCACCACCGCUUCAUCACUGAGAAGAGGGUCUUUGCCAGCUGGGCCGGCCUCUACAACAUCACCUUCUCCCACCCCACCUGGACCUAGGGGCUGCCCCACACCUGCCGGGCACACCCCUGGUGCUGGCAUGGAUGGGGGUUCCCCUGCAUUUCCCUGGGAGUGGUGGGAGCCAGGCAUCAGGAUGCCACCACACAUCCUGCCUCCCCCAGGACCACUGCUGUUGUGCAUGGU
Molecule: messenger RNA, 1292 nt
Organism: Cinclus cinclus
Lineage: Eukaryota; Metazoa; Chordata; Aves; Passeriformes; Cinclidae
Gene: ST6GALNAC6
Product: ST6 N-acetylgalactosaminide alpha-2,6-sialyltransferase 6
Exons: 7
Coding region: 258-1148 (296 amino acids)
Biological process (GO): oligosaccharide metabolic process; ganglioside biosynthetic process
Molecular function (GO): alpha-N-acetylgalactosaminide alpha-2,6-sialyltransferase activity
Source: RefSeq, a predicted model, not a curated record